Molecule: messenger RNA, 921 nt
Organism: Galendromus occidentalis (western predatory mite)
Lineage: Eukaryota; Metazoa; Arthropoda; Arachnida; Mesostigmata; Phytoseiidae
Gene: Rh50
Product: Rhesus blood group-associated glycoprotein Rh50
Exons: 7
Coding region: 1-921 (306 amino acids)
Biological process (GO): ammonium homeostasis; ammonium transmembrane transport
Cellular component (GO): plasma membrane
Molecular function (GO): ammonium channel activity
Source: RefSeq, a predicted model, not a curated record
AUGUCAGACGAAUGCCUCGUUCUUGCUGUGUUCUUCGCUGUAGUGGCCGCUCUCUACAUAAUCGUAGCAAGGACCAUUGCGGCUGAGAAGAGGGCAUCGACCUUUCUGGAGGAGCAAGCAGACAAAAUGGAUGAAGAAGAAUUGGAAGACUUUGGAUUGGAUCCGACGGACCUGCAAUCGCAUAUCUUCCGUAUUCGCCUGCUGAAGGACUUGUUCUCAUCUGCAACAGUCUCGACAUCAUUUGGAGUUGUCAUCGGCAAAGCUUCAUGGAUGCAAUUUCUCGUGAUGGCCGUCGUCGAGGCGAGUUGUCUCUAUGCCUGGUGCUGCCAUACGGAUGUUUUUGCCUGCGACGAGCUCAUCGGUGUGGAACUUCUCAAUGCCGUGGAUAUCGGUGGUUCGAUUUUCAUGCGCACGUUCGGCGCCUAUUCCGGCCUCGCGGUAUCACGCGUGAUCUACGGGAAAUACCGGCAGCAACUAGCGGUUUGGGAAGAUUCGAACAGAGGUAGCAAUCCGUUCACCAUGAUCGAUAAUAAUAGUCGCUUGUUUGUUUUGCAUUCAGGUACUCCGUUUCUGUGGAUGUAUCGGCCCUCUUUCAAUGCCAUAGGCGCGCAAGACGACGCUCGACAUAGGGCCGUGCUCAAUAUGUACCUAUGUCUGUAUUUUCGCUCUCAUCGUAUCAAUCAUGAAAUCGAUGACAACGGGAAACUUCCGAUGGUCAACCUACAGAAUGCGACCUUGACUGGUGGGGUCGCGGUCGGGGCUUUGCCUGACAUGCCGCUCUUCCCGACCUUGGCCCUGGGAAUAGGAACCUUCGCUGGAACGACCUCUGUGCUCGGAUACACGAUCCGAUCUGCGAAGACCAUACGCAGCGCUCAUGGGUCACUCCGUUCCAAUUUGGUCGGGAACGACACACGUCCUUAG